Staurois parvus is the source of this 3363-nucleotide messenger RNA. NCBI's taxonomy places the organism in Eukaryota, Metazoa, Chordata, Amphibia, Anura, Ranidae. The record is from the annotation of a GenBank genome assembly.
AUGGGCGAACGCCCUUUUUCCUGUUCAGACUGCGGCAAAUGCUUUGCUCGGAAAAAAAAGCUGAACCUACACCAGAAAAGUCACAGAAGCAACCAUAUAUUUACAUGUUUAGAGUGUGGGAAAUGUUUCAUCCACAAAGUGAAUCUUCUGAGACACCAGAAAAUUCAUACGAAUGAACAUCUUUUCGCCUGUUCGGAGUGCGGUAAAUGCUUCACUCGUAAAGGAUAUCUCCUUGACCACCUCAGAAUUCACACGGGGGAGCGUCCUUUUUCGUGUUCAGAGUGCGGGAAAUGUUUCAUUGAUAAAAAAGCACUUCUUACCCACCAGAGACAUCACACAGGCGAGCGCCCCUUCUCCUGUACGGAGUGCGGGAAGAGUUUCAUUCACAAAGAAUACCUCCACAACCACUGCAAAAUUCACACGGCAGAGCGUCGCUUCUCAUGCACAGAGUGCGGGAAAAGUUUCCUCUACAACAGAGACCUUAUCAUACACCGGAGAGUACACACGGGUGAGCGUCCCUUUUUAUGCGCAGAGUGCGGAAAAUGUUUUCCCUACAAAAGCGGACUCGUUGUACAUCAGAAAGUUCACACAGGCGAGCGCCCUUAUUCAUGCGCUGAGUGCGGAAAAUGUUUCAAUGAGAAAGGAGGCCUCCUUAAACAUAAAGGAGCUCAUACAGGAGAGCAUUCAUGGCCAUGUCCAGAGUGCGGGAAACGUUUCACUCAUAAAGGAAACCUUCUCAGACACCAGAGAAUUCACACGGGCGAGCGUCCAUUUUCAUGUUCAGAGUGCGGGAAAUCUUUCAUACAGAAAAUAAGCCUUCUUUUACACCAGAGAAGUCACACGGGUGAACGUCCUUUUUCAUGUUUAGAGUGUGGGAAAUGUUUUCAUGCGAAAAGCCUACUUCGUAGACACCAGAAAAUUCACACGGGUGAGCGACCUUUCUCGUGUUCACAGUGCGGGAAAAGUUUUUCCCAGAAAGGAGGUCUUCUUUCACACCAGAGAAGUCACACAGGCGAACGUCCUUUUUCGUGUUCGGAGUGCGGGAAGUGUUUUAAUCAGAGAAGCUUACUUCUCAGACACUUAAGAAUUCACACGGGUGAGCGACCUUUUUCGUGUUCAGAGUGCGGGAAAUGUUUCACUGUAAAAGCAAGACUUCUUACGCACCGGAGAAUUCACACUGGUGAGCGCCCUUUUUCAUGUUCAGAGUGUGAGAAGAGGUUCACUGUGAAGGCAAGACUUCUUAUACAUCAGAGAAUUCACAUGGGCGAGCGUCCUUUUUCGUGCUCAGAGUGCGGGAAAAGCUUUUCAGAGAAAAGUGUACUUCUUGUACACCAGAGGGUUCACACAGGCGAGCAGCCCUAUUUAUGUUCAGAGUGUGGGAAAUGUUUCAGUAGCAGAGGACAUCUUCUUAGACAUCAGAGAACUCACACGGGCGAGCGUCCUUAUUCCUGUUCUGAGUGCGGAAAAUGUUUCGCUCAAAAAGGAAGCCUUCUUGUGCACCAGAGAGUCCAUACGGGUGAGCGUCCUUUUUUGUGCGCGGAGUGCGGGAGAUGUUUUUCCGAGAAAAGCGUACUUCUUGUACACCAAAGAGUUCACACAGGCGAGCACCCUUUUGCGUGUUCAGAGUGUGGAAAAGGUUUCGCUCAGAAAGCGAACCUUCAUAAGCACUGGAGAAUUCACACGGGUGAGCGACCUUUCUCAUGUUCAGAGUGCGGGAAAUGUUUCACUCGAAAAGGAGGCCUUCUUAUACACCAGAGAAAUCACACAGGUGACCACCCCAUUUCAUGUUCUGAGUGCGGGAAAUCUUUUACUUAUGAAAGUUGUCUUCUUAGACAUCAGAAUGUUCACACAGGCGAGCGCCCCUAUCCAUGUUCAGAGUGCGGGAAAUGUUUUACUAACAAGCAAGGCCUUCUUCGACACCAGAGAAUUCACACAGGUGUGCGUCCUUUUUCAUGUUCUGAGUGCGGGAAAUGUUUUUCUAGGAAAUGCAUACUUCUUACACAUCAGAACGUUCACAAAGGCGAGCGUCCCUAUUCAUGUUCAGAGUGCGGGAAACGUUUCAAUCAGAAAGAAGGCCUUCUUGUACACCAGAGGGUACACACGGGUGAGCGCCCAUAUUCAUGUACAGAGUGCGGGAAAUGUUUUCGUGAGAAAGGAAGCCUUCUUAAGCACCAAAGAAUUCAUACAGGUGAGCUUCCUUUUUCAUGUUCUGAGUGCGGGAAGUGUUUUUCAACGAAAUGGAUACUUCUUAGACAUCAGAAAGUUCAUGCAGGCGAGAGUCCCUAUUCAUGUUCAGAGUGCGGGGAAUCUUUCAUUGACAAAGGAGAGAUUUCUAAACAUCAGAGAAUUCACAAGGGUGUGCAUCCUUAUUCAUGUUCAGAGUGCAGGAAAUGUUUCCAAAAGAAGGAUGAUCUUCUUAAACAUCAGAGAGUUCACACAGGUGAGCGGCCUUUCUCAUGUUUAAGGUGCGGGAAAUGUUUUACUCAAAAGGAAACCCUUCUUCAGCAUGAGAGAGUUCACACAGGUGAGCGCCCUUUCUCAUGUUCUGAGUGCGGGAAAUGUUUUACUCAGAAACGGAUACUUCGGAGGCACGAGAAAGUUCACACCGGCGAGCGUCCCUAUUCAUGUUCAGAGUGCGGGAAGUGUUGCAUUCUGAAAGUACAACUACUGAAACAUCAGAGAAUUCACACGGGUGAGCGACCUUUCUCGUGUUCAGAGUGCGGGAAACGUUUUCCACGAAAAGAAACCCUUCUUCACCACGAGAGAGUUCACACAGGUGAGCGCCCUUUCUCAUGCUCUGAGUGCAGGAAAUCCUUUUCUCAAAAACAGUCACUUCAGAGACACAAGACAGUUCACACAAGGAAACGUCCUUUUAAAUGUUCAGAGUGCGGGAAACGUUUUAAUGGGAAAAGCGAACUUUCUAAACACCUGCGAAUUCACACGGGCGAGCGACCUUUCUCUUGUUCAGAGUGCGGGAAAUGUUUCACUCAGAAAGUAAGCCUUCUUAUACACCAGAGAAUUCACACGGAUGAGCGUCCUUUUUCAUGUUAUCAGUGUGGGAAACGUUUUGGGUACAAAAGUUUACUGGUUAGACAUCAGAGAGUUCAUACAGGUGAGCGUCCCUAUUCAUGUCCAGAGUGCGGGAAAUGUUUCAUUGAGAAAAGAGAGCUUGUUAUACACCAAAGAGUUCACACGGGUGAGCGUCCUUUUUCGUGUGCUGAGUGUGGGAAGUGUUUUUCUACUAAAUGGAUACUUCUUACACAUCAAAUUCACACAGGUGAGCGCCCUUUUUCAUGUUCUGAGUGCAGGAAAUCUUUUUCUCAGAAACGGAUACUUCAGACACAUCAGAAAAUUCACAGGUGA